Malania oleifera is the source of this 370-nucleotide messenger RNA. RefSeq names its product defensin-like protein 1. Bases 45 to 278 code for a protein of 77 amino acids. The transcript has 2 exons. Gene Ontology annotation, biological process: defense response. The record is from RefSeq and is a predicted model, not a curated record. NCBI's taxonomy places the organism in Eukaryota, Viridiplantae, Streptophyta, Magnoliopsida, Santalales, Ximeniaceae.
AAGUUUUAGCUUGUGGGUGAGAGAGACACAGAGACAUACAACUAAUGGUGAUGGGAAGGAGAUCCUUUGGGCUUCUCUUGUUGCUUCUCAUUGCCUUUGCCUCUCACCAUGAUGUGGCAGUGAGGACAGAGGCUAGGGUUUGUGAAUCACAGAGUCAUGGAUUCAAGGGUGCAUGCUUGAGCGGCCACAACUGUGCACUGGUAUGUAGGAACGAAGGCUUCUCUGGUGGGAAAUGCACUGGAGCUCGUCGCCGAUGCUUUUGCACCAAGCAUUGUUAGGUGGAUACUACGCACGAGUUACUACGGUUCAAUGCUUGUCAUAUGCUUGGUGGUUUUUGGGAACAAUUAAAUAAAGGAUCUCUAUCCCAUCU